This is a messenger RNA of Hermetia illucens (black soldier fly), 1779 nucleotides long. It is a transcript of the gene Mob4, whose product is annotated as MOB kinase activator-like 4. The transcript is spliced from 4 exons. Lineage: Eukaryota; Metazoa; Arthropoda; Insecta; Diptera; Stratiomyidae. Gene Ontology annotation, cellular component: cytoplasm. The record is from RefSeq and is a predicted model, not a curated record. Bases 100 to 771 code for a protein of 223 amino acids.
UCUUCAAGUUACCAGUCCUGUAAAAUCUGCAAAAUUUUUCUGUCAAAACUUUUCUCUCGCGUACGAAAACGACGUGAAGUUGAAGCAGCAGCCCCAAUCAUGAAGAUGGCCGACGGCUCCACAAUUUUGCGAAGGAAUAGGCCCGGAACGAAAGCGAAGGAUUUUAGCCGUUGGCCAGAUGAACCGCUCGAGGAGAUGGACAGUACGCUUGCCGUACAACAGUACAUCCAGCAGCUGAUACGGAGGGAUCCAUCCAGUGUGGAGCUAAUCCUGACGAUGCCCGAAGCCCAGGAUGAGGGCGUAUGGAAAUACGAGCAUUUAAGACAAUUCUGUAUGGAAUUGAAUGGACUGGCCGUCCGUUUGCAAUCACAAUGUUUUCCCUCUACCUGUACACAAAUGACUGCAACCGAACAGUGGAUUUUCCUUUGUGCUGCACACAAAACACCCAAAGAAUGUCCAGCUAUUGAUUAUACUCGACACACACUUGAUGGCGCUGCCUGUUUAUUAAAUAGCAAUAAAUAUUUUCCAAGCAGGGUAUCAAUAAAAGAAUCAUCUGUCGCCAAAUUGGGUUCAGUUUGUCGGCGAGUCUAUAGAAUAUUUUCGCAUGCAUAUUUUCAUCAUAGACGAAUAUUUGACGAGUUCGAAGCUGAAACGUAUUUAUGCCACCGUUUUACACAUUUCGUAACAAAGUAUGACCUCAUGUCUAAAGAGAACCUUAUUGUUCCCAUUACCGAGGAGGAGAACGCAACGCCGGGCGAGAGUGAGGCUUGAGCGGCUGCCAGUGGAUAACAGCAGCAUAUUCAGUAACAUAUUUAAUAAUGAAAGAAAUCUAAACAAAACACAAACAGUACAUAAUACAAUAAUAAGGAUAAAGAAGGAGAGUAAGAGAAGAAAACCAAGAAACUGACAAAUUCUAGUGUCUCGUAUGGUUAGUUUCCUAUAUCCCAAUUUUUUAUUAUUUAAAGUAUUGUUAAACCAAUAUAUAUCAAAGUAUAAAGCGUAAGAGAAGAAAAAAAACAAGAAAAAUGAAGAAACAAAAAAAUGAAGUAAACACUCAUUAGUAGAGAGCCUUCGAAAUUAAUAAUCAUAUUCAGCAAAACUCAAAUGUCUUGUGUACGUUAAGCGUAGUAUCUCUCAUUAUUUUUAUUUGAAAUAUUAUUAAAUUUACGUAGGAGAACGCACCUGUUCGUCGCUCUGUAUUAUUCAUAAAUAAUUAUUGUUCGCGGCGGUACGUUCGGCCAUCGUUUAUAUUCCUUUCUGUAUUAGCCCCUUUUGUUUUUUUUUGCAAUUGUCCUUCACGACUAUGUCUUCAUCCCCGUCCUGGCGUCUCAUUGAUCACACAAACACACAAGAAAUGUAGAGGAAUCAUCCGAACAAAACAAAGUAGGCGCAUGCAAGUGCAGUGUAAAAAAAGGAAAACUAAUCGUAUUGCAUUGGACACAUCAACCGUUGCAUGCAGAUUUUUCCAAUGGAUCAUUUAGCCCGCUGCUUCCUUUUCUAGUCUCAAUUGAAUAGGGUGACAAUUUUGUACACUUUCUAACGGUAUCGUUCUAUUCGAAUAAUGUGUAAUUGUGUUUGUUGUUUAGAUGAGUGAUAGGAAGGAGAAGAGUCUUGUGAAUAUAUAUUUGAAAUGUAUCUGAAAUGGCGAAGAAAAGCAACAAAAUAUAUAUUAUGACAACAAAAACAAAACAACAAAAAUGCAUAUUAUGAAAAAAAUGAAAGCGGACAACCUUUGAAACCAAUGUUUUAUGAACAAUAAAAAUUUAUGUAUGUACUCAA